ACAUCUCGUCUUUCCGUCCGACCCAGAGCAGCCAGACUGGAAAGGUCGUUGCUGGGGUAGUGUUCGACCUUUCCCUUAUUCUUGUUCUUCUUCCUUCCUUCACUUAAAUCCACUCAAUCUCUCUAACCUACUUCAGUAACCCAUUUAUUCCGCCGCUCCUUGCGGAACAUUUGUGACGCCGGAACCAAUGUGCCAUAUGGCGCCGGCGGCCGGAGGACUGUUUUAGUAAAGGACUACCAGUUCUCUGUGAAGGGUCGGUCGGUAACAGUUCCGGUGGGAGAAGGCGGCAUUGAGACCUUUGAUUUCGGCUCCUGAUAUGCAGCGACAGAAUUUUCGGCCCCCAACUCCUCCUUGCCCCGGCCCGGGUGUAGGAGGUUGGGGUAGCGGGAACAGCUUCCGGGGUACCCCAGGCGGAGGCGGACCACGGCCGCCCUCCCCUCGGGACGGGGACGGGAGUCCGCACCACACGCCGCCGUACGGGCCGUGGUCUAGGCCCUACGGGAGCAGCCACUCUCCGAGACACAGCGGCAGCUUCCCGGGGGGCCGGUUCGGGUCUCCGUCCCCUGGCGGCUACCCUGGCUCCUACUCCAAGUCCCCCGCGGGGUCCCAGCAGCAUUUCGGCUACUCCCCAGGGCAGCAGCAGACCCACCCCCAGGGUUCUCCAAGGACAUCUACACCAUUUGGAUCAGGGCGUGGUAGAGAAAAAAGAAUGUCUAAUGAGUUGGAAAGUUAUUUUAAGCCUUCAAUGCUUGAAGACCCUUGGGCUGGCCUAGAACCAGUAUCUGUAGUGGAUAUAAGCCAACAAUACAGCAAUACCCAAACAUUCACAGGCAAAAAAGGAAGAUACUUUUGUUAACAUUUCUGAAAUUCAACUGGAAGCUUCAUGUGUCAGGAACAUCUUGGACAAAACUUGUAUUAAUAAGUUGAACCCAAAGAUGAUGACUCUGAUUUAUUAAUUAGGGCCUUUUUGGUAUUUUUUUAAAUCAUAUCAAGGAUUAUUGAUUAAUUAGAGAAGAAGGUAGUUUUGCAGUAUUUAGCUCUCUAGAAGUGCCUAUCACAUUUUAGAAGAUUUACAGUUUCCAUAUUUAACAUUCCUUGUUAUGUAAUGGACAUUUGUCUUUUAAUGUUUUUCCAAUGUUUUAAAAUAAAACAUUUUGUCUUUCUA
Molecule: messenger RNA, 1165 nt
Organism: Microcebus murinus (gray mouse lemur)
Lineage: Eukaryota; Metazoa; Chordata; Mammalia; Primates; Cheirogaleidae
Gene: MPLKIP
Product: M-phase specific PLK1 interacting protein
Cellular component (GO): midbody; nucleus; centrosome
Source: RefSeq, a predicted model, not a curated record